Molecule: messenger RNA, 6631 nt
Organism: Patella vulgata (common limpet)
Lineage: Eukaryota; Metazoa; Mollusca; Gastropoda; Patellidae
Product: E3 ubiquitin-protein ligase TRIM71
Exons: 2
Biological process (GO): protein polyubiquitination; proteasome-mediated ubiquitin-dependent protein catabolic process
Molecular function (GO): ubiquitin protein ligase activity; zinc ion binding; protein binding
Source: RefSeq, a predicted model, not a curated record
CAUAAAGUCUGUCAUUUAUAUUUGUGUAAUAACUGUGUAAAAGCACAUCAGAGAGUUCGACUCACUAAAGACCACUAUAUAGAACGUAUUCAUAAUGGCAAAUUUCAUUCUCCUACAAUACCAGCAGCACCAUCACCCAUCUUACAUAAUAUUUCAUCGGACAAACCAGUUAAUUAUUGUGAAAAACAUGAAUUAGAAGUUUUAAGAUUAUAUUGUGAUACUUGCAUGCAACCAAUAUGUCGAGAGUGUACAAUGACUGAUCAUGUUGGCCAUAGUUUUAUCUACCUCCAAGAUGCGUUAGAAAAUUCCAAAACUAUAACCUUAAAACUUCUAGCUGAUGCCAAAGCAGGUAUUAAAGCAAUUGAAGAUAGCAUUCAUUUAACUCAGGGUAUGGGAGAGAGGGUGGAAAACCGUGCACAAUCAGUGGCAACAGAAGUAAGUACAACGACAAGACGCUAUAUGGCAGCCCUAGAAGAACGUGAACAUGACCUUCUGCGUCGCAUAGAAAAAAUAAGGCAAGUUAAAGCAAAGUCUUUGCAUUCUCAAGUUGAUGAAUUGAAAGUUGGACUGUCAUCAAUUUGUCAGACUGUAGAUGAAGUUGAAAAAAUGUUAAAUACGGGUAAUGACCUUGACAUCCUCAGAACCAAAGACAAAAUGGUUUCAGAAAUUCAGAAUAUGCGUCAUUUGCGAGGUCAUCUCGAACCACAUGAAGAUGACAGUUUGGUAUUUACACCGCCAGAUACUGCCCUAUAUAAUGCUAUCGGUAAACUUGGAUUUAUAAGUAGCAGUGCUUGUGCUUCCAAUUGCAUUGCAACAGGAGAUGGGUUAAAGCGAGCUCUGAAAGGAAAAUUAGCAGUUUUCAUUGUUCAUACAAAGGAUCAUCACAGCGAAGCUCGAGUGGUUGGGGAGGAUCCAAUUGAUGUCCUUAUUCAAAGUCCAGAAGGAGCCAUAUAUAGAACAGAAGUAAUUGAUCGUCAUAACGGAACUUAUACUGUUACCUAUAGACCACAGACAGAAGGAAAGCAUAUUAUAUCUGUGACUAUCAGAGGUAAACAUAUUAGAGACAGUCCUUUCACUGUCACUAUCAGAAAUGGUCGAAAUUAUGCCAUGGUGGGUCCAUUGAUACAUCAGUUCAGCUCAGAAGGGGAUGGAGAUGGGCAGUUAUGUAGACCAUGGGGUGUAUGUUGUGAUAGAGAUGGCAAUAUUAUAAUAGCAGAUCGUAGCAACAAUCGCAUACAAAUAUUUAAUCAGGAUGGAUGUUUUCGACACAAGUUUGGAUCUGCGGGUUCUAGAAAUGGUCAAUUUGAUCGACCAGCUGGUGUAGCAUGCGAUUCUCAGGGACGUAUUAUAGUUACUGAUAAAGACAACCACAGAGUCCAGAUUUUUACCAACACUGGUAAUUUCAUAUCAAAAUUUGGAGAAAAGGGUAAUAAAAAUGGACAAUUUAAUUAUCCAUGGGAUGUAGCUGUAGGUCCAGAGGGACGCCUGAUUGUCUCCGACACCAGGAAUCAUCGUGUUCAACUUUUUACCUCAGAAGGCCAGUUUAUCAAUAAGUAUGGUUUUGAAGGACCGUUAUGGAAGCAUUUUGAUUCUCCCCGUGGUGUUGCCUUUAAUAACGAUGGUCAUAUCGUUGUUACAGAUUUCAACAAUCAUCGUCUGCUUGUAAUUCAUUCAGAUUUUCAAUCUGCCAGAUUUCUUGGCACAGAAGGUAGUGGUAAUGGCCAGUUUUUGAGACCCCAGGGUGUGGCCGUUGAUCAGGAAGGAAACAUUAUAGUGGCUGACUCAAGAAACCACAGAAUUCAGGUAUUUCAACCAAAUGGCAAUUUCUUGUGUAAAUUUGGAAGUCCAGGUUCAGGGCCUGGAUAUAUGGAUAGGCCAUCUGGCUUGUGUGUUACUCCAGAUGGUUUGUUAAUUGUGGUUGAUUUUGGAAAUAAUCGCAUCCAGGUAUUCUAAAUAAUCCUCUGGGAACUAUUUUACAAUAUUAGAACUACAAUCAGGUGUAGAGAACUUAUUGUUAGACUUUGAAUAACUUUGUAAAAUAAUAAGAGUCAACUUUUUUCUUUGUUUCUUGGCAUCAGUUCUUGUUGAGAAUGACCUUCACUUUACGCUCAGGCCAGAAUGCAGAAUUGCAAGUUCUCAGGUAAUCUAGUUUGUGACGCCAAAGGCAUCUUUAAUGCUCAGGGAUUUUUAAUAUUAAGUAAUUUAGUUCCCGUGUCUCAAAGAGCCACUUCUUGAUUUUGAACAUUUAAUUUUUGUUUUAGCUUCCAAAUGCUAAUAUGAUUAUUUUUAUGCUUGGACACACGUCUGCUAUUUUUUGUCACAAAGUGUUUUGUUGACUUUAAAAAUGAAUAGUAUUUGUGAAAUUGUUAUUAUUAUAAAAUCGUACACACAUGUAUUUCAAACUUCAUGUGGAUAAUGUUUUAUGGAGUGCUUUAUACAUGAGCCUGCUCUGCUUAUGUCCAAGACUUGAGAUAUAAGUAUAAUUUGUAAGAUAUAUAUAGAUAUAUACACACCUUUUAUUAUACCAUACAAUAUCACAGAUAUUUAAGGUACUUAUAAUUAAACACAUUGUAUUUUAUUUGUAAAACAUUAUAAUACAUUACAAGCCUUUUCAUUCCUGUGUAAAAGGUCAUUCCUUACAGAUCAGGUGACCGAAUUAGUUUUAGUGAUAUACUUAAUAGCUAAUAUAUAUCUCUACCUCAGGAAUUUCAUAUUUAGUCAAGAAAGGAAAAGUAAGUUGAUUAAUUAUAAUGAACACACUAUAUUAUUAUGUAAUAUUUAAAGUAUUUGUUUGCAGCAUAUUAGAAUGGCAGCUAUUCAUUGUCAUUGUUACAAAUAAACAUCUGAUGUUUUGCAACUUCCACACAAUACACCUAUCACCUUAGUAAAAAGACACAUAAUGUAUUUUGAUGCAGAUUAUGCAUUUGUUUGGAAUUCUAAUGGAUAGAUGGCUUAAAAAGAGACAACUUCAUUGAAUUAGGUGAAAUUUUAUUUAAAGUACAAAUUUGAUAUGUUAAAUCUUUUUGUGAGAUGAGUAUGCAAAAAUUAUUAAACACUCCAACUUUUUCUUACUUUGCUAAAGUGAAAAUUUAAUCAGAUGGAAUUUGUCCCAUUACUAAUCAAAAUCAAACAUCAGAUUAACCCAAUUCAACACUUUGUUUUGACCUAAAUUAAAUAGGUCAUGUGCCUUUAAGAUAGGCCAUGGACCAACCAUAGGCUUGAUAAAUAGCAGAAAGUUUAAGUUGUACAUUUUUGCAUCAAUCCAAUUUCAUGAAAAUAACAGUAACUGGAGAAUCUUAAAGAUCUUUGUUACACAAAGAUGAAAGCCAGUGCAGAUAAAAAUUCAGAUCAAAUUUGACAAUUAUUCCAUUAUGCUCUAUUCCCUUUGUAAGAAUUAUAUUGACCCCAAAUUAUGUCAAAUACAGUAUACCUCUGUGUCUGUACCGUGUAGAUAAUUGUAGGGUUAGGCUAUUGAUACUUUAGUUUGACACAAAUUAUAUGUCAAAAUGCUUUAUGUGUCUUUAAAAUUUAAACAUUAUAAAUGUUAUCCAUCAAUAAAACCAGUAUUUUAUAAUAUUGGUUUUUAUUACAUGUAUAUAAAUCAGAUGUUAGACAUAUUUUGACAAUUUUUGGCAUUUUAGUUGAAAUCAGAUUUUGCCUACAUGUUUGCAAAUGGCAGGAUUUAUGUACCUUACAUGUAUAUAUUAUAUAUGGAGUUAUGACAUUUACUCACUUUCUGCACAGUUUUAAUGUGGUGCGCCAGUUUGACUUUGUCACUAGACAAUAUUGUUUGUAAUUAUUAAUCAUAUUUAUGUACUAUGUAAAAUGCGGGUAUGGCUUACAGCUGAGCUUCUUUGUUAGCAAGUAAUCACCAUUAUUAUAAUCUAAUGUAAAAUGAGAAAAAAAAUGAAAAAAAAAAUGUUAUGAACCUUGUAAAAAUAAUUAGCUUUGUCAAUGUAUUUGUAAAUUAUCUGGCUUUUGCCUGUGGUAUUAAUAUAUAUUAAUAUGGACUACCUCAAUAAAAUGUUAAACUGUUGGCUAUUGGUGGCUGGUAGCUCAUAAAUAAAUACAUUGAUUAAUAUUGAUUAAUAUAUAUAUAUAUAUAUAAAAUGUAUGAAUGUAUGUAAUUUGACGUGCUUGUAAUGUGAUAUACAGUAAUGAUAAUGCUGCUAUGCAGCUGACCAUUGUUUUUGUGUUUUUGAAAAAAAAUUGGCUGUAAAAUAUAGGUUCCAAUAAUUAAAGAUUAAAGAAAGUUAUGAAACUUUAACGUACAUUAUGCAAGAGCUAAAUCUGCCUUUUGCAGGUCUUUCUUUAGGCCUGAAAUGUUAUAUAAACUAUUAAUUAGACAUUUAUUAACAAAACAAGACCAUAAUCAACUCUGGAUGGCAUUGGAUACUCAAGAUUUUAACUACCGGUAGAUUAGAACAGUUCGCCAUUUAAGAAUUUAAUUUAAAAAUGGGAAAGCGAGGCUAAGUCUCGAAUAUACCAGUGCCCUGGUUACCACAAUUCACACAUCUUGUCAAAACUACAAACAGUAAUAACUUGGCUCAGAAUGAAGUAAUUUGAAUGAAAUUUUCAUUUUACAUUAUUUAUUUUUGAGCUAUUGUAGCAAGAAUGGUCAAUUCUUUAUCUAAAUCUUACAUAAUGUAUCUUUAAGUACCAGUAAUUAAUUCAAUAUUUUAAAUGUGGCAUGUAACUGUACAUACACAUGUAUGUAAGGUACAUUUAGAAAUGAAUAUUAACAUAAAAUAUACCAUAAUAAUUUAUAGUUUCUUUUCCAAUGUAAUUAAUAGCUAACCAGCAUCUUUAAUAAAAUGAUAUAAGAAAAUAAUUCACUUAUAUUAUUGUAAAAUCAAAAUUUAAAAAAUAUCUUUAAAAUUUACUUAUUUGAUUUAAAUAUUAGCUCAUGAGAUGAAAGAGAUGCAAGACUGGUAAUUAUUUUCAAAGUAAACACUUAAGUGAUUAAACUGAUUUGGACAAAUUACAUGUAGGUGAAAUUAGAGUGGAAAUUGUUCAGUAUGCUAAUGAAUACUUAUAAUGAGUACAAACCUCUUGUAUUGGAAAUGAAGUAAGGUUGAACUGGUUGUUACAACUGUAAUUAUGCACUCAUGUUUAAUUAAUUGUUCACAAUGUUGUAUUGUGUGAAUCGGGAAUGAAUAAUUCAUCUUUUGAAUAGGUCAGUGAUGAUGGUGAAUGGAAAACUCUGCCUCAAAGAUGCCUAAUUUGCAAUAGGCAAUAAUAAUAAAUGUGAUACAAGAGAAUUUAAGGUGCUGGGCCCUUAUUCACGAAAACUUAACUGAGAUAAAAUCCAAAUUUUAGUAAUUUGAUUGGAUAAUAUUAGAUUGAUUUUAGUGCUUAGCCAAUCAAAAUUGAGGUAUCUACUAAAAUUUGGAUUUUAUCUUUAGUUAAAAUUUCGUGAAUCAGGGCCCUUGUUUGAAUUGAUGAUGGAAUUGACUGUUUUGAAGUAAAGUGUUAUAUAUUAAUGAAAUGAUCUCAAAGCAUGUACAUCUAGCUGCUUAUGCAAAGCGUUAUCAAUUUAUACAAAUCAAGUAGAAAUUCUUUCAUUAUUUUUGGACCCCUAAUGGCAUUCUGUCUGAAAAAUCAAUGGAGCUCAUUAUUUUACCGCAUCCAGACAUAUGAGUAUACAUGUAUGUAAAUCGAACAAUGUUAGACAUGCACAACUUGAUAUACAUGUAGUAUGUAUUUGUUACAAUGCAUUGAUUUUCAAGUUCAGUAUGUCAGUUGUGUGAUCUCUUUGCCAUGAAAUUUUCAGCUUUAUUGUUUGCUUAGAGCAAACAAUUGUCAUUUCACUGAUGGAAUUACAGUGUUUUGUAUUUAUAAGUUGUUCAUUGUUUUGUGUACAUGUGAUAGAUCAAUUUUUUUUAAUCAAAUUCCGUGCAUUCUAGCUUCAUCAUUUGUAGGACAUACAUGUACAUGCAGCACACAUCCAGUUAUUGGGACUGUGUAGUAAAGAAUUAGACAUGGUAUCAGGAACCAUUCAAAAUGGCAGAAAUACUUUUGUUUUGAAAGAACAAUGAAUUAUUUCAUACAAAACAUCAAAAUGUCAGACUUCUGACAGACUCUUUGAUUGCAGAUGGCACAGUCAUUCUUGCAAACCCUACACAGUCCUCAUAACUUAAUGGCAGCAAAGAAAAAAACAAGUGUGUGGUACUUUGUACAUUCUUGUGUGUAUUAAGUAUAAAAUUUAUUUUAAAUGUUGAUUGAUUGCAUGUUAAAUAAUAUUUUUAGCUAAAUAACAAUAUUUGGUGUAACCAGUGGUAAAAGAUAAAAAGCAGUCAAAGACUCACUUUUUUUCGAUGCCAUGUUUUUCUUCAUGUAUUGUAAUUGUAAUUAUUGAGUUGCGCCGUAAAACGGAGAAGAAAUACAUCUUGGCGUCUAACGCAUAUUUACAUUUUCAUCUUAUUGUAAAAUAUUUUUUUUUGUUAAUUGUUUUUCUUUAAAAUACCUUUUUGCCAAUUCAAUUGUGGAAUUGUAACUAUAUUAUAUAUGUUUAUGUUAUUAGUUAUUUCAUAGUUUGUGAUUGCGUCUCGGUGAUUUUUUCAUAAUUGAAUAGAACUGCAAGUACAUGUAUUUGUAGAAGAUAAGGAGAAUAUUACACUCAUUUCUUAUG